AUGCGUAGCGCGGUGGUGGACGAAGUCUUCGUUCUGCUGGUAAUUGAUUUGGAAAACGGGAGAUGGAUAUAUGACAUGGUGAGAGUGCGCUGCCUGAUUGUGAAAGGCAAAGAAAGAGGACACGUGAAUGGGCAUGGAGGAGAAGAUGACAAGCCAACCUCAAACUGCGCUAGUCUGGUUUGGGUUGUUAGCAAAAACAGCAGCAGCAACCUGCAACCACCAAACGAGACAAACUCGCCGCUGUCAUCUACACACGCGCAACCCUUUUUAAUAUCACUCUCUUCACUCUCACCUCACUUUCAUCCUGCCCACUACGCCUUUUUACUGCGCCCCCUCCCCCAUCUAGACACCACACCCGCCAUUCCCCCCUCCCCCCCUUUACCCUCGACAGACCCCACCGCACUUCACGGCUCGAUGGCUUCGCAAGCUCCUAACCAACCGCGCCCUUACCCGGGCAACUACCUCCCCAAUGGUGGCGGGCCUGGUGCUCCCUCUGGGCCGGCGCCUGGUGCUGUCCCACUGCUCCCCAACCAGGGCCGCGUGAUCCAGCAGGGCAGCGCUCGAGUGCUUUGCAUUGCAGACGUACGAGGAAAUCUGCAAUCGCUGAAUCAGCUCGCAGCCGACGCACGGGCAAACUACAUCAUCCACACGGGCGACUUUGGUUUCUACGAUGACCGCUCGCUCGACCGCAUCGCCGAGAAGACCCUAAAGCACGUUGCGCAGUACUCGCCUCUCUUGUCCGACAACGUAAAGCGCUCCAUUGCUCAGGCGCCACCGCAGCCCCCCAUCAAAGAGCGAUUUGCGCGCGAGCAUCUGCCCCUGUCCGAACUGCCACUCUUCCUGAACAAGACACACACCCUCAACGUCCCUGUCUACACGGUAUGGGGCGCCUGUGAAGACGUGCAGGUGCUGGAGAAGCUUCGAUCGGGAGAGUACAAGGUGGACAACCUGCACAUUAUCGAUGAGGCGCACUCGAGACUGCUCGACGUCGGCGGCGUCAAGCUACGAUUACUCGGCCUGGGUGGCGCUGUCGUCAUGCACAAGCUGUUCGACAAUGGCGAGGGUAGGACAACAAUAGCGGGAGGACAGGGCACCAUGUGGACCACGCUGCUACAGAUGGGCGAACUCGUCGACACCGCGAACCGUGUAUACGACCCCACCGAGACCCGCAUUUUUGUCACGCAUGCAUCUCCCGCACGUGAGGGCCUGCUGAAUCAGCUCUCGGUCACGCUCAAGGCCGACUUCUCCAUAUCCGCAGGUCUGCAUUUCCGCUAUGGUAGCUCAUACAACGAGUUCAGCGUUAACCCCACGCUCGACCAUUACCGCGGCAAGCUCGCUGCCUCCAAAGCCUCGUUCAACGAUGUUUGGGACACAGUCAAGACCGAGGUUGAGCCCGCAGUCGCCGACAGCGAUUCGCAGCAGCGUCUGCUAGCCCUUGCCCUUGACAUUGUAAACAAGAUGCCUACUGUGGCCAAUGGCGGUAACCCAUUCGGCGGCCCGGCACCUGGUCCACAGAGCGGUGUCAUUGAUGAGAGCGCAUUCAAGAAUAUGUGGAACUUCAACCUUGCAGACGCAGCAUAUGGAUGGCUUGUGUUAGAUAUAGACAAUGGUAGGAUUGGAACUGAGAUGAGAGCACAAGGUUUCAACUUUGCUCAUCGCGGUGGGAAACCUGUCCCCGGUCUGACUCAGCCUGUUGUCACCAACACCUCCACCGCCCCGCCUGCAACAGCUCCCAGCCCUGCGGGGCCAUCGCCCGCCCAAGGUCGUCCCGGUGGUCCUCCUGUGAAUGCGCCUCAGCAACCUCGCCCCGCGGUUGCCACUCCGCCAAUUGCCCAGGCACAGCAGCAGCAGAUGAAGGCCGGCCAGCCAGCACGCAGCGGACCCUCUCCAGCGCCAGCCGCUACACCAAAAGAGCCAGCAAAGGCGGCUACCCCACAACCUAACAACAACAACGCCUCUGCCAACAGUGCUGCAGAAAAGGCCACUUCAAGCGAGGCAAAGCCCAACGGUACUGCAGCCCCCGAGAAGACUGCUUCUCCUGCUCCGCGUGAGCUGGCCGAGCGCAAGGAGAGUAAGGGUCUGUUCAUUGCCGGUGUCAAGGACGAGGAGGAAGCCAAGAGCCUUAUCGCAGAAGAAGACAGGCCCAAGAUCGAAAAGCUCGAAAAGAUAAAGCAUUUCUUCGUCGCCCACUUUGCCACAUCAAACGAUAUGCACAAUGCCCUUCGCCGGGUUGCAGAUGAUGUGCGAAAUGCCCGUGGAGGUCCUGAGAAGCAAACUGUCAAGAUCUUCAACGAGCGUCCUGGGAAUAACAGCAACAACCCCAACGCCACUCGCUAUGGAGCUGGAAACUGGCAGGCUAGUACCCGUGGCGGUGCUCCAGGCACCGGCUACCGGAGCGGAGGUGCUUCGGACAGUGAAGGUGGCCGUGGCGGUCGCGGAGGUCGCGGAGGUCCUGCUCGCGGUGGUCGCGGUGGAGAACGAGGCACACGUGGAGGCGGCCGUGGCGGAAGGGGAUCUUUCAGGGGUGGGGCCGGCGAAGGUGCUCCCGCAGCAUCAACGGGAGGCGAGUCAUAA
Messenger RNA from Plenodomus lingam JN3, 2574 nucleotides. The record is from RefSeq and is a predicted model, not a curated record. NCBI's taxonomy places the organism in Eukaryota, Fungi, Ascomycota, Dothideomycetes, Pleosporales, Leptosphaeriaceae.